Enhydra lutris kenyoni (northern sea otter) is the source of this 5504-nucleotide messenger RNA. Its product is annotated as centrosomal protein 170B. Lineage: Eukaryota; Metazoa; Chordata; Mammalia; Carnivora; Mustelidae. Bases 1 to 4782 code for a protein of 1593 amino acids. The record is from RefSeq and is a predicted model, not a curated record. The transcript is spliced from 18 exons. Gene Ontology annotation, molecular function: protein binding.
AUGAGCGUCACAUCCUGGUUCCUGGUGAGCAGCAGCGGCACCCGCCACCGGCUCCCGCGAGAGCUCAUCUUCGUGGGGCGCGAUGAGUGUGAGCUCAUGCUGCAGUCCCGCAGUGUGGACAAGCAGCACGCCGUCAUCAACUACGACCAGGACAGGGACGAGCACUGGGUGAAGGACCUGGGAAGCCUGAACGGGACAUUUGUGAAUGACGUGCGCAUCCCAGACCAGAAGUAUGUCCCGCUGAAGCUCCAUGAUGCCGUCCGAUUUGGCUAUGAUUCCAACAUGUACGUCCUGGAGCGGGUGCAGCACCGGGUCCCCGAGGAGGCGCUCAGGCACGAGAAGUACACCAGCCAGCUGCAGGUGAGCGCCCGGGGCCUGGCCCCCGGGAAGGGCGAGGCACCGCCCCAGCACGCCCCUUGCUGUGAGUCCUCGGCCCCCAGGCCGGAGAGGGGGGACCGGAGGCCGGGAGCAGAGGCGGCGGCCUACCGCACACCCCUGUACGGGCAGCCCUCCUGGUGGGGAGAGGACGACGGCGGCAGCCCGCCGGAGGACCGGCGCCAGGAGGAGCCCUACAUGGAGCGGCCCAAGGAGCUGGUGCGGCAGGACGGGGAGCUCUCUGCGACGAUGGCCGGUUUCCGGGCUGCGGCGGAGCCUCAGGGCUUCCCGUUCAGGCGGGAGCCCAGUUACUUUGAGAUCCCCACAAAAGAGGCCCCGUCCCCGCCCCCGCCACCGCUGCGGCCCCCCGAGGUGUCGGCCCAGGAGGCACCCACCAAGGAUACGGAGUCCGGCGGGGGCGGGGCAGCCCCUGUGGUGCAGAGCCACGCCUCCUUCACCAUCGAGUUCGACGACUGCAGCCCCGGCAAGGUGAAGAUCAAGGACCACGUCACCAAGUUCUCACUGCGGCAGAGGAGGCCCCUGGGCAAGGAGGCCACACCCGUGGAGGCCGUGUCUGCGGAGACCAAGGUGGCCGACUGGCUGGUGCAGAAUGACCCAAGCCUGCUGUGCCGGGCGGGCCCUGGCGAGGACCGGCACAGCACCAAGAGCGACCUGCCCAUCCACACCCGCACCCUGAAGGGCCACAAGCACGAGGACGGCACCCAGAGCGACUCAGAGGACCCCACGGCCAAGGCGGCGGCGGCGGCGGCGUCUGGGGUCCCCGCGGAGGGCGGCGGGGGGCAGGUGCGGCUGCAGAGGCAGAUGAAGCGUGACCCCCAGGAGCUGCUGCACAACCAGCAGGCCUUCGUCAUCGAGUUCUUCGACCAGGACACACCCCGCAAGAAACGGUCGCAGUCCUUCACACACACCCGUCCCGGGGACCCCAAGGCCGACAGGCACCGAGGCCCCGGGCCGGCAGACAGAGACCGCUCAGGUGUCCCUGCCUCGGCGCGGGGCGCGGGUGUUGGCUCAGGGCCGCAGCGGGCCGGCUCGCUCAAGCGGGAGAAGACGGAGGAGCGUCCGGGGGGCCCCUCGCCUGCCUCCCGGGGCUCUGUGCGGCCCUUUGGCAGCGUGGGGCGUCGCUCCCGUCUGGCCCAGGACUUCAUGGCUCAGUGCCUACGGGAGGGCUCUCCGGCCGCCCGGCCCAGCCCUGACCGGGCAUCCCCAGCAUCCCCGGCCCCCGAGACACCCCGAGGGGCCAGCCCUGUGGCCCCUGCGACCCCACCACCACCCCCCGCCGACCCCCAGCUGACCAAGGCUCGCAGACAGGAUGAGGACGACAGUCUGAGCGAUGCAGGGACCUAUACCAUCGAGACCGAGGGGCCGGACCCGGAGGUGGAGGAGGCUCGCCAGAUGAUCGACCAGGUCUUUGGGGUACUGGAGUCUCCUGAGCUCUCCAGGGUGUCCUCAGCGGCCUUCCGUCCAGUCAUCAGAGGGGACAGAGACGAGGCCGGUGAUGGGGUUGCCCAGCGAAUGGCCCUCCUGCAGGAGUUUGCCUCUCGGCCGGCGGGCACAGCCCCCCACGGGGAGCUGCAGGGCCUCGCGGUGCCUGGCUCCCCCGGGGGUCAGAAGUGGGUGUCCCGCUGGGCCAGCCUGGCUGACAGCUACUCGGACCCAGGGCAGGCAGAGGAGAGCCCUGGGCGCAGAGCCGGGGAGCAGGAGGGGGCCCUGCCUGUGCGCCAGCGACGGCGACUGCCACAGCUGCCCAGUGACCGCUCAGACAGCCCUGGGGGUCUUGAGGCCACCAGGAGGAGUGGCCCUGGGCCUCCGGAGUCGGCCAGUGAGCAGGCCGGCUGCCUCUUGGGCCAGGAGGACUUGGAGCCCGACAGCCUCAGUGAUGCCAGUGGGUCGGACGGUGGGCGGGGCGCGGAGUUGGGUGCAGGCCCACAGGAGGAGAGACGCAGGAGCCCCCAGGAGGGAGUAGCGUGGACAAAGGGCCGGCGCUCACCAAGGGCCCCCGGAGAGCCAGCCGCCACCUCUUUCUUCAUUGGGGACCAGAAUGCAGAGCCAGCCUUCCCCAGGCAGCCCUCUGUGGCUGCAGGGCCGGUGGAGGGCCCAGGGCGGGCGGCCCAGUCCGGCCCCGCAGCGAGGGAAGGCGUCUGCGCCAGCACUGGCGGGAGGGCGGUCCUCCUGCGGCGCCCAGAGCGGUCCCUGGAGCCCGAGAGCCCUGCCCCAGCCUUGGUGCGGCAGGAGAGCUUCCGCAAGGAGCCGGCCAGCAGCAUCCCCACGCCCGGCCAGCUUCCACACGUCUCCGGCCACCCCCUCCUGCAGGACCUGGCUGCCACCCGGGCCUCCCGCAUGGACCCCCACCCCCAGGACACCCGCCUGAUCCUGAAGGAGACGGAGACAGCCCUGGCAGCACUGGAGGCCCGGCUGCUCUCCAAGCCCGUGGAGGAGGCAGAGGGCCCGAUGGGCAGCGUCCCUGGGCCGCCGGAGGACUCCCUGUCCGGGGACUCUGAUGUGGACACGGCGAGCACGGUCAGCCUGCUCAGUGGCAAGAAUGGGCCCAGCCCGACCAGCCCCAAGCCCGCAGGACCGCAGAAGGAGAAGCCGCCGUCCCCACCAGCAGCGCAGGACCCAGCAGGCAUCUCCAUGAACUGUGGCCAAGAGGUGCUCUCAGACAAGCACCGUCGUGCCCUGGGCCCCACAGACACAGGCCGGGCAGAGCCAGGGAGGCGCCUGGCAGCGCGGCGCGGCGCUGGGCCCCGGGUGUCCUCGGACUGGCCUGACGAAGAACAAGGCUCUGGCCCAGCCCACCCGCCCGGCACGGACACAGUCACCUCUGACCACGAGAGCCCUGUGGCCGCUGGGGCGGGGCGGUCAGGACCUCGCCGGAAACCGGCACCCCCGGCGCCACCCCCGACUCCCCGGGAGGAGCAGGCCCGCGGCUCUGCCCAGAAGGUACAGCAGGUGCUGACCCGCUCCAACAGCCUGUCCACGCCACGGCCCACGCGGGCCUCCCGGCUGAGGCGGGCCCGGCUGGGGGACGCCUCCGACACAGAGGCUGCUGAUGGUGAACGGGGGCCCCCGGCCAACCCUGAGCCGGUGGGGCGGCCGGCGCCCGAGCAGGCCAAGAAGCUCUCGCGCCUGGAUAUCCUGGCCAUGCCCCGGAAGCGGGCGGGCUCCUUCACGGGGCCCAGCGACUGCGAGGCGGCCCCCGCCCGCGCCGGCUUCUCUGGCCGCAGUGUCGAGUUGUACUGCUCCAGCCGCAAACCCGUCAUGGCCGAGGCUCGCACCGCCGCCGCCAGGAAGUCUGCCAGUACCGCCACGGCCCCCCGCCAGCCCUUCAGCAGGGCCCGCCCUGGCAGUGCCCGAUACUCCUCACCCAGCACGCGUCGCCGGCAGCAAGGCUCCGACUGCACGUCCACGUCCGAGGAGGACUGUGGCUCCCACCACAGCUCCCCUAAGCACGCACGCUCCCUCGCCUCAGCAGCCACGCAGACCCCGCGGGCUGGCAGCUCCGGCCGCACGCGCCCCCGGGCCCCCGGCCUCCGGGACACGGACGAUGAGGAAGAAGACCCAGACCCGUACGGCUUCGUCGUGCAGACCGCGGAGAUCGCGGAGAUCGCCAGGCUGAGCCAGACACUAGUGAAGGACGUGGCCAUCCUGGCGCGGGAGAUCCACGAUGUGGCUGGGGACGGCGACUCGCUGGGCUCACCGGGGCCCGCACGCAGCCCCUCCCUCAGCAACGUGCCCAGCACCCCUGCUUCAACCAUCUCUGCCCGUGAGGAGCUGGUGCAGCGCAUCCCCGAGGCCGGCCUCAACUUCCAGAAGGUGCCCCCUGGCUCCCUGAGCUCCCGAGACUUGGACCAGAACAUGAACGACCGCUGUGGGGACUCGCUCGCCAGCAAGACGCGGCCUCGGAGCCGUGAGGAGGUGAUCUUUGACAACCUGAUGCUGAACCCCGUGUCGCAGCUGUCUCACGCCAUCCGGGAGAACACGGAGCACCUCGCCGAGAAGAUGAAGAUCCUCUUUCAGAACACGGGGCGGGCCUGGGAGGAGCUGGAGGCCAGAAUCAACUCGGAGAACGAGGUGCCGCUCCUGAAGACAUCCAACAAGGAGAUCAGCUCCAUCCUGAAGGAACUGAGGCGCGUGCAGAAGCAGCUGCAAGUCAUCAACGCCAUCGUGGACCCCAGCGGGAACCUGGACCUGCUGACUGGGAACCGGAGCCCCGCGGGCUCCGCCCAGCUCGGGAAAGGCCGGCCGGCUGCCCAGAGCCCGUGCUCGCCCCCCUUGGCCCUGCCUCUGAGGAGCUUCCCACAGCGGGUGAACUGUGGCUCCCCAGGCCUCCCGGACCCUGCCCUCCUCCCCGACUUCCUCCCGGACGCAGAGAGGUUCCUGCUCUAGGCGCCUCCACGUGCCCUGGGUCCAGCGCCGCCAGCGCCCUUGUCUGCCGCCACGGCCCUUCCCGGCUGUGGACGGUUCACCGCAGACCCCCACAUGUGCCAUAACCCUGUGGGCAGGUGCCUCUGUGCCCAGACCCCGUCCCUAGCUGCCAGCCAGCGCCCCAGCUGGACGGUCCAGCCCCUGCGGCCACCCCCACAGGCCCUCUGGCCCAGCUCCUGCUGCGGCUGUUCCGAGAGCCGGCGUCCCAGGUGUGCCCUGUCUCCUCUCUACUCCUGUUAUUUUGUCUUUAGCUCUUAAGGAAAGAGUGGCCUGUGCCACCACAGCAGCCCUGGGCCUGGAAGGCCAUCGUCCCGCCCGUGUGCUGGGGGUGGCUGCUCUGCUACGGGCUCUGUGGGCUCAGCGGUCCCGUCCCUGUGGGCUGGCGGGGGCCAGGCCAAGGAGGAGGGGCUGGACCAGGGGGUGGGUAUCAUUCAGUGCCAAACACGGAGCCAGGAGGGGCUGCUGGAGCCCCGGGACUCGAGGGCAGGGUGCUCCCAGCUGAGCCCUUGCAGCCCGCUCUGCCAUGGAGCCGGUGGCUCCCGCUGCCCCGGGGUCGGGUGGCCUGUGGAGUUGUCUGGGGCGGGAACCCCACUACUUCAAGCCUUUGGUGCCAAUGCAACUGCCAAACCCACAAGUGUGCGGGCCGGGCAUGCGGGCACACAUGCUGGACACGCGCGCCCUCU